UCAGCCUUCUGUGUUUGCCGUAAGUGAAAGGAACACCCACAUUAAUUACUUGUUUGCUUUUCUAUGCGUACUAGAAUUGGUAGUGCUGGAAUUCAUCUGCAGCAAUUAGCUGAUGUAAUUUCUUGUUGUGGCCUUCCUUCACCCUGACUCUCUUUUUUUAUAAUAUAUGCAACAAGAACACAUACGAGAAAAGAAUUGGCAGGGUAAUCUCAAGCAAGCUAGUUUUAAAGAGGUUUUCGUUUGGGGAUUUACUCAUUCUGUCACUUUGGGAAAGGGAAUUAAAAGUUGUUUGAAGGGGGGAUAAGGAAGAAUUUAAGUGACUGCACCUGAAGACUUGUAUUUGAAAGGAGUAAACUGGAACCUCAGAAAAGGCCAUUUGUGGAUGCCUGUGUGAUUUAUUUGGGGUACGUUCUUCUCCAUUUCCUUCCCCGAUAUGAAAGAUUUGGGGAGAAGGAAAACCAAACUUGCAUGUAGCUCAGGGUAACUUAGGGAUAUUUUUGCAAUGUGUUAUUAUAAGCAAAUCAUGUUUGAUUUCUUUUUUUUUUUUGGUGAAGUAAUUAGGACAUUUUCAUGAGUCCUGGGUAAAUACUGCUUCUUUGUUCGCUUCCUGAGUACUGUCCAUCAUGAGUAUUAAGUUUGAGCAAAGCAGCGCUCUUUGAAGAGAUUUACUGCUGCCUGUGUUGGCUUAGCUGAAUCUUGCUGAUGCAAUAAGUGAGAAGGUUUGCUUAUUCAUGGCAGCCUACAAAACUUUCACUCAAAAGUACCUACAGUGAAGCUGUGUAAUCACAGCAGCUGAACUUGUUGAAUUCUGUGUUUGUUGCCUUCUGUGCUUGAAAUCGUGAUUUUUAAGUGUUUUAAAAAGGCUUAAACUUGAACUAUAUUCUCACUGUUCCUUAUACUGGAUUCUGUGCUGGGGCUGUGGAUGUUUUCUUGAGCUCGCUGUGGUGAAUACAUUACUUCUGUUCAUGUUACUGCACAGGCUGCUUCUAGUAGACGACGUGGCUCGCAGCUGGCACGUCAGCUAGGGCUUGGAUUGCAUCAAACUUCUCUUAAACCCUUCAGAGUUUUCUAAGGGAGUGUUUAAAAUGUUUAAUAUGGUUGAGUCAUUUGUGACUAAUCUCUUCUCUUCUUCUCACAGCGUAUUUGAAGGAGGAAGAUGCCAAUUGUGAAAAACGUGAGCAGAGCUGUCAGCCAGCUGCUACAGAGCUCUGGUUGUGGAUGUGGGAUUUCCAUCGUGCCUGUUCGAUGCAUUGGAGUCUCACCCCGGCAGGUGGCCUCCGAUGCUAGCUUUCACUCGGUUUCUUUUUCCGAGUCUGAUCAUCCUCGGGUGCUAAUUACAGGUGGUCUUGGCCAGCUUGGAGUGGGACUUGCUAAGCUUCUGAGGAAACACUUUGGAAAGAACAACGUGAUCUUGUCUGACAUUAGAAAGCCUGCAGAUAGUGUUUUUUAUAGUGGUCCUUUUAUCUAUGCGGAUAUCUUGGACUACAAGAAUUUACGUGAGAUAGUGGUGAAUAACCGGAUAACUUGGCUGUUCCACUACAGCGCUUUGCUCAGUGCUGUUGGAGAAGCAAACGUCCCUUUGGCCAGAGCUGUAAAUAUUACUGGUUUACACAACGUUCUGGAUAUCGCAGCUGAGCAUAAUUUGAGACUCUUUGUUCCAAGCACUAUCGGAGCCUUUGGACCCACCUCUCCUCGAGAUCCAACUCCUGAUCUCUGCAUUCAGAGACCAAGGACAAUCUAUGGAGUCUCCAAGGUUCACGCUGAGCUCAUGGGAGAAUACUACCAUUACCGGUAUGGCCUAGACUUCCGCUGCCUGAGGUAUCCAGGAAUUAUAUCCGCUGACUCUCAGCCUGGUGGGGGAACAACUGAUUAUGCUGUCCAGAUUUUCCAUGAUGCCAUAAAGACCGGCAAAUUUCAGUGCAACCUAAAGCCGGACACUCGUCUCCCUAUGAUGUAUAUUGAUGACUGUCUGAAAGCAACUCUAGAGGUCAUGGAGGCCCCUGCAGAGGCACUGAGCAUGAGGACAUACAACAUCAGUGCCAUGAGCUUCACUCCUGAAGAGCUGGCGCAAGAGGUGCAGAAGCACGUUCCUGAACUCCAGGUGACCUACAAUGUGGAUGAAGUCAGGCAGGCCAUAGCUGACAGCUGGCCGAUGAACUUUGAUGACAGGAAUGCCCGGAGGGAUUGGGGUUGGAAACAUGAUUAUGAUCUCCCUGAGUUGGUGACUACAAUGUUUAGCUUCCUUGGGUCUGACUCCAGGAUUGCUCAAGCUAACUGAAAUACUUUGUAAGAUGUUUCCAGAUUUCCACAGAGGACCAGGAAGAAAUGGCUAAAUUAGUUUAUAAUCUUCUGAGUCUUAGAGCAUGUCAAUUAUUAUAUUUUGUAAGUAGCAAUAGAUUUGGGCAGAAACAUGCUGUAGCUGCAAUGUACUAUUAGAUAAAAGAAAUCAUUUGGUACUGUCUUCAAGCACAGCACCAAUGACAAACACAGAAUUCUUGAACUUUCACACUUAAGCAGCUAGGAAAAAAAAAACAAACCCAAAACACUUACUCCUGGCUGAUGACUCUCCGAUCAUUCCUGCUGCCUGCCUCUUCUUUGGCAAACAACGUGGGGCAAUAUUGUCAAACCUGGUGUUUCAGGCAUAUCCCGCAAAGUUAACGAUAGGUUUUUCAUUUUCCUGGUGGAGGAUGUUAGAUCGUAGUAAGAUGUGAUCCUUUCUACUCUUUGCUUACAAAAGAGAGAUCAGAAAAGCUACUUCAUGUUUCCAAAUUGCAGGGAUCGUUGCAAUUCUAGUUUGAAGUCAAACUUUGGUUGAUAGUUCCUAUUUAGAGAGAGAGAGAGAGAGUGCUGUAUAAACGUACACUUUUCUAUACAUAGGGCAUACAAAGUAGCAUUAUUCUUAAAAUGCUUAUAAAUGUGAAGGGGAAUAGGACUUGAAUUCUCAUUAUGCUUUAAAAAACCAGGGUUUACAGGCUAAGCUUUGUCCUCUUCUUUGAAAGCGCUGCUGCCUUCAGUUUAACCUCGGAGGUAGGUCUGAAAUUCGAAGAGCUGUUACGUGUAUGUGAAUCUGGGGCGUGUUUCAAGAAGGCGAUGCCCAGGUAUGGGUUUAUGGUUAAUUAGCACUACGUUUGGUUAUCCCAGUUGUUUGCCGUGCUAGCACGAUGACAUACUGCCUGGAGCGAGUUUUAAAGGUGGGCUGAUGAUGGAGCCUUACGGUAGAGUCAAGUCAGCCUUUGAAAUCUGUUCAUGUUCACUACUUUUCCGUGUGCACUGUAAGUGUAUUUGUAGAUGCUAUUUAUGUGUAACUGUCAUACGCUUUUAUUCUUUAGGGAGGGAUCCAGAAUCUGAAACUAUCUUCUAGCUACAGUUGAGGGCUGCUCUGCUCAUUGAGCUUCAUGCACAGGAGAUUCUGGGAUUAACAAGGGAGUCUUAGUAGAUGCAUGCAAGGAAGAUAUGUCUAUUCAAAAGCUACUUAGGAGACUUUCAGAAAUGACAAACUGGAGAGACAGGAAAGCCAUUUUAGGUAAAAUACCCGUUUCCGUGGAUGCGAGUCUGAGCCAUCGGCUCCUAUAGCUAUAGCAUGCCUUGAGAAACAGCAUCUGGGAACUUCUGACUUUAUUUUUUUCAAAGAAAAAAUAUCUUUCAUUUUCAAAAUGACUGGAAAUACCCUAUAUGAAGCUCUCCAUCCUUUUUUUUUUGUCUUGUAUACUCCAAUAGCGUGUGUAGGUAAACACGGUCGAGUAUUUUUUUUUGCCUACAACCUGUUUGCUAUGUUUUCUGUGACGAUGCUUUGGCAGUUGCGAGUCUGUGACGCUCCCUGUAACCCUGCGGUGUUUCCUCAGUAAGUGGAUAACUGACGUGACCAGAUUUCUGUCUCUUUGUGAAGGAGUCUACAUGCUGCAGGGAAUGUGUUUUCUCAUGAAAGUAACCUUCAAAUGAAGAUUCUGUGGUGAAGCCCAGUUAUUUUAAACAUUUGUUAAACUUGUAUCUCUUGACUUUUUUGUAUGUAUCUUACUGUUUCAUCUGUUGGCAAAGUAUGCGUUUCCCAGGUAUUUAAGCUCAAAAACCUCUAAGGUUGUGGCCUGUUAUUGAAACUCUUUUAUAUUGUUUACGUUUCUGAAAAGACAAGUUUUUAAGCUUUGGCCGCUGUAGUAACUAUCACAUUGUUCAAGUGUAGUAUUUGGCCCAAUGGGCCAGCAGAGUUGGCCCGCCGUUCGUACUCUCCAAGGAAAGACUGGCUCAGGUUUUGUCCUCUGCCCUGCCAAAACAGGAUUAUCUCCUAGUGAACUUGUUAACGCUGAGCCGUCAGGUGAAGGGCUUUAAUAUGAGCUGAAGGGUCCGUUCUA
This is a messenger RNA of Aptenodytes forsteri (emperor penguin), 4346 nucleotides long. Its product is annotated as L-threonine 3-dehydrogenase, mitochondrial. Gene Ontology annotation, biological process: L-threonine catabolic process. Lineage: Eukaryota; Metazoa; Chordata; Aves; Sphenisciformes; Spheniscidae. The transcript is spliced from 8 exons. The record is from RefSeq and is a predicted model, not a curated record. Bases 1157 to 2278 code for a protein of 373 amino acids. Gene Ontology annotation, molecular function: L-threonine 3-dehydrogenase activity.